AUGAUGAUGAAGAUGAAGAAGAAGAUGACGAUGAUGAAGAUAAAGAACAUGACGAAGAUGAUGAAGAUUCCUAGAACUCCUAUAAAAAGUUUAGGUGGGCUCCAAAGUUGAAGCUGGACAUCAGAAAAACUUUUGAGAAGAGAGGUUCUAGUAAGAUGACACAACUUCUACAAAAAGCCAGAAAUGGUAAUGUCAAACCUACUUGGAUUGGAGAUACAGCCUGGACUGAUCUUGUGAAGUAUUGGAAAUAUGAUGAUUUUAAAGCAAAGUCUGAACAAAAUAAAAAGAACUGUAACUCCAGUGCUGGCGCAUCUUUACACACAGGGGGGUCAAUCCCCCACAAAGUUCAUUUCAAAAGGAUGAAGGCUGAAAGAAAUGGAAAGGAUCCAACAUUUUCUGAGUUUUAUUUUUGUACACACAAGAAGAAGAAGAAGAAGAAGAAGAAGAAGAGUAAAGAGUGGGUACAUCCAAAAGCUCAAAGUGAUCAUGAGAGCUUUGAAAAGAAAAAAGUUGAAAUGUCAUCACAAAGAACCAUUGAAAGUGAAAGUUUUUCUGGAGAUGAUGCUUCACAAUCACACCAUAUGCCAUCGGAUUUCAUUAUUUGGAUAGAUACGGUGAGAGGACAGAACAACAGUAGGGUUUGAGGUCUUGGUUAGUUGGGCAGGUCAGUCAAGUGUUUGUGUUAUGGAGCAUCACAGGAGCCCAUAUCCGAAGAGGUCGAAGAAAGGAUAAGAACUGAAGUUCAUUUACUUAAUACAUCUUUGCAAGCACAACUUGAAAAAGUGAAGCAAGAGAAAGAACAAAUGAAGAAGGAAUGGGCUAACACAAAGAAUACAUUGAAUCUU
Messenger RNA from Cuscuta europaea, 845 nucleotides. NCBI's taxonomy places the organism in Eukaryota, Viridiplantae, Streptophyta, Magnoliopsida, Solanales, Convolvulaceae. The record is from the annotation of a GenBank genome assembly.